Messenger RNA from Acinonyx jubatus (cheetah), 2560 nucleotides. RefSeq names its product cyclin dependent kinase 8 (gene CDK8). The record is from RefSeq and is a predicted model, not a curated record. Gene Ontology annotation, molecular function: ATP binding; RNA polymerase II CTD heptapeptide repeat kinase activity; cyclin-dependent protein serine/threonine kinase activity. Lineage: Eukaryota; Metazoa; Chordata; Mammalia; Carnivora; Felidae. Gene Ontology annotation, cellular component: mediator complex; nucleus. Gene Ontology annotation, biological process: protein phosphorylation. The transcript is spliced from 13 exons. The coding region runs from base 5 to 1399 and encodes 464 amino acids.
GACAAUGGACUAUGACUUUAAAGUGAAGCUGAGCAGCGAGCGGGAGCGGGUCGAGGACCUGUUUGAAUACGAGGGCUGCAAAGUUGGCCGAGGCACUUAUGGUCACGUCUACAAAGCCAAGAGGAAAGAUGGGAAAGAUGAUAAGGACUAUGCUUUAAAACAAAUAGAAGGAACUGGGAUCUCUAUGUCGGCAUGUAGAGAAAUAGCAUUACUUCGAGAGCUUAAGCAUCCAAAUGUCAUCUCUCUUCAAAAGGUGUUUCUGUCUCAUGCUGAUAGGAAAGUAUGGCUUCUGUUUGACUACGCUGAACAUGACCUCUGGCAUAUAAUCAAGUUUCACAGAGCUUCUAAAGCAAACAAGAAGCCAGUUCAGUUACCUCGGGGAAUGGUGAAGUCACUAUUGUAUCAGAUCCUAGAUGGGAUUCACUACCUGCAUGCUAACUGGGUGUUGCACAGGGAUUUGAAACCUGCUAAUAUUUUAGUUAUGGGUGAAGGUCCUGAGCGAGGAAGAGUAAAAAUUGCUGAUAUGGGCUUUGCCCGAUUAUUUAAUUCACCUUUGAAGCCUUUAGCAGAUUUGGAUCCAGUAGUCGUAACAUUCUGGUACCGAGCCCCAGAAUUACUUCUUGGAGCGAGACAUUAUACCAAAGCUAUUGAUAUUUGGGCUAUAGGGUGUAUAUUUGCAGAACUACUAACGUCAGAACCAAUAUUUCACUGUCGACAAGAGGACAUCAAAACUAGUAAUCCUUAUCACCAUGACCAGCUGGACAGAAUAUUCAAUGUAAUGGGAUUUCCUGCAGAUAAAGAUUGGGAAGAUAUAAAAAAGAUGCCCGAACAUUCAACAUUAAUGAAAGAUUUCAGAAGAAAUACGUAUACCAACUGCAGCCUUAUCAAGUACAUGGAAAAACAUAAAGUUAAACCAGAUAGUAAAGCAUUCCACUUGCUUCAGAAGUUGCUUACCAUGGACCCAAUUAAGCGAAUUACCUCAGAACAGGCUAUGCAGGAUCCCUACUUCUUAGAAGAUCCGCUUCCUACAUCAGACGUUUUUGCCGGUUGUCAGAUCCCUUACCCCAAACGAGAAUUUUUGACAGAAGAAGAACCUGAUGACAAAGGAGACAAAAAGAACCAGCAGCAGCAGCAGGGCAAUAACCAUACUAAUGGAACUGGUCACCCAGGGAAUCAAGACAGCAGUCACACACAGGGACCCCCGUUGAAAAAAGUGAGAGUUGUCCCUCCGACCACUACCUCAGGUGGACUAAUCAUGACCUCAGACUAUCAGCGUUCCAAUCCACAUGCUGCCUAUCCCAACCCUGGACCAAGCACAUCACAGCCACAGAGCAGCAUGGGAUACUCAGCUACCUCCCAGCAGCCUCCACAGUACUCACACCAGACACACCGGUACUGAGCUGCGCUGGAAUGUUGUCCGUGCACCGUUGCUAGCGCUGUGGACUGACGGUGCAGCUCCCUGCGGGAACCCGGCAUGGGCCACGGGAGUGUACUGUGCGCUCACAUCCUCAGACUGUCCAGUAGCCAAGUUCCACCACUUUUCACAGACCGGGGUAGUGGCUUCCAAGUUGUACCUGUUCCGGAGUUAGACUUGAAAGAAAGUGCUAGCACAGUUUGUGUUGUGGAUUUGCUACUUCCAUAGUUUACUUGACAUGGUUCAGACUGACCAAUGCAUUGUUUUCAGUGACAGUCUGUAGCAGUUGAAGCUGUGAAAUGUGCUAGGGCGAGCAUUUGUCGUUGUAUGUGGUGAGUUCUUUCAGUGUAACAGCGUUCUCUGACCAAUAGUACACACACACACAAGUUUAACUGGUACUUGAAACAUACGGCGUAUGUUACUCAACAAAAUCACCAAGACGCAAAGUGAGAUUAUUUUGGUACACCUUUCAUUUUAGUGUCUUAUCAGUGGGUUGAUUCAUUUUUCUACAUUAAUCAGUGUUUUUUGACCAAGACUAUUGCUUGGGUUUUUUUUGAAAGUACAGAAGCCACAUAGUUUUUCCAGAAAGGUUUCAAAACUCCCAAAGAUUAAUUUCCAACUUAUAAGUUCGUUUUUAUUUUCAAUCUAUGACUUGACUGGUAUUAAAGCUGCUAUUUGAUAGUAAUUAAAUAUGUUGUCAUUGAUAUAAACCUGUUUGGUUCAGCAAACAAACUGAAAUGAUUGUCAUAGACAGUGUUUUAUUUUUCCUGUUGGUGUUGCUGAUUAGUGAGCAUGCUUUAAGAUGAAAAAAGCAUGAAUGAUAACUUCCUCUGAAAGGUGCGGCAUCCGAUUCAGAUAUCCUGUCCCGAUUUUAAAGCUGGUUGGUGUAGUGCUAUUAAAAUUUUGUUCAGUUAAUUUUCCUUUUUAAAACUCGUUCGCACGUUGUUUAGGGUGCCCUUACUUCAGCAAAGGAGAAGGAGUAGGAGAGCCUUAGGAUUUUUGAGGAAAAAAAAAAAACCUAUAACAUACAAUGUACUGUAUCAAACUAUUUUACAUGAAUGACACAAGUAUUCUGAAUUAAAAAAAAAAUUGAACAUUGUUAAAAACAAGGUGUUAUGUAAUAAAUUUAUUUUUCUUAAAUCAAAA